Penicillium atrosanguineum is the source of this 1968-nucleotide messenger RNA. RefSeq names its product sigma-70 region 2 family protein. The transcript has a single exon. The record is from RefSeq and is a predicted model, not a curated record. The coding region runs from base 1 to 1968 and encodes 655 amino acids. NCBI's taxonomy places the organism in Eukaryota, Fungi, Ascomycota, Eurotiomycetes, Eurotiales, Aspergillaceae.
AUGUCAAAUCUCGAGGGCGCUUCCAGCAGCACCGAGAAUCCCAAUACUCGGUGGCAGUUUAUCGACUCGUCGAAGAACAGUCGAAGCAACUUGACGCAGGUGAAGCGUCAUGUUAUGCAAGAGUAUAUGCGCCAGAAGAAAGGUGGCUCUCGCCAAAGUAGCGAAAGUGAAGAGGAGCCCGCCCGUACAUCGAAACGAGGGCGGCCUAGAAAGGCACAAGCAGCCAAGCGCAUGUCUGCAAGAAAGGCCGAGAAGAAUAGCUCGCUAGAUCACUCUGAGCAGCCUACGCUCCCUUCUGAGGGUGCGCAGGCCAACAUCCAGGACAUCUACUUGCAUUGCGAAGCCUCUACGUCCUCAAGUGGUUCGGGAGGCAUCCCAACUCUGGAUCAUACCCCUCUUCCUCAUCAUACAUAUCCUCUCCCGCCUCAAGGGUAUCAGUUCCCGCCUCAGGAAUACCUCGACUUCUCUCCAUACAACCAGAACCAUACGACAGAUUUGAACAGCCUGGAAUCAUUUUCAUCCACUCCUACUACUCCCUUCGAAUAUAGACGAUCUCCGAGGACAAUUUUAAGCGCUGCACGGACAGACCCAUUCAAUAGUCUCCCAAUGGAACUGGAUCUUGAAGGCCAAAGACUGUUUGACUUUUACGUGAGUGACAUGCCGGCAUGCUCCUAUGGGACACACUUCCGAUCGAAAAAAGCACAUAAUUGGUAUACGGCUGUCUUUGUCCCGGAAGGUAUGAAAGGUGCCGUUGCUUUUCAAAACACAAUUCUCGUCCAUGCAGCCAAUACCUGGGCCUGGGUUCGCAAUGAGACCGAAAGCACCAGUACUCUCAAGCACCGCGACCGUGCUGUGACGAUGCUCCGAGAACAUCUGGGUAAUAACCCUCGAGAUAACUCCGACGUCGCAAUUAUCUCCUGCCUGAGCGCUGCCGCCCUGGAAGACUUUGAUCCCAGACCAGGUCACAAGGAAAUCAGUUGGGUGCAUAUGCGUGCAGCUCGGGAGAUGAUAAGGUCUCGCGGAGGACCCGCCGCCUUUGCAAAUACACGGCUCGGGAUGCUGAUCAAUUGGCAAGAUUAUAUUCUGUCUGGUUACGAGACCCAUGGGCCAAGUUUUUUUUUUGAGUAUGAGCCGCCGACUCCGAUCACACAAUCCGAGUGUGUUCCAUCAAAACCCUCGCAAAGCCUCUACUCCAUACCAUCCCCACCAAGCUCCACAUCAUCCAUCAUCCUAGAUAUCGCGGCAUGCCCAACACCUACUCCAAUAGUCCACAAAUCAUCACCCACCGACGAACUCAAACUUCAAUGCGAAGAGUUCCUCGAUUUUCUCCGCCGCUGCGAGCAACUAUCUCUCUACCAGAGAGACAAUCCAAAUUCAUGUGAUCUGGCUCGACAUAUAGCUGUACAAGAUACGGCUCUCCUGUCCCAGAUACUAGCCGCACCUUUAGGCGCAAGAUUCACCACAUCAGGCUACCGAAAACAAAUGGUCGCCCGCCUUACAGUAAUUAUGACGCUGAACGCUGCCCUCUGGGACUACCGCUAUGCUCCAAUGCACGCGGCUACAUUCCUCAACACUCUGGAGCAAGCAAUGGUCGACAGCGAAGUCAGCAUGAGCGGAUCCUUAGAAGCUAUUCUCCAGAUCUUACUAGCCUGUAACGAUGGUUGCACGAAUGACUGGACGAACAAUGUCGACGGCACCGUUGCACCUCUCGCGGAGAAUGCCCCUGAUUUCUCGCAGUACUCACCCCUUGCGACAUCUCCAUCUGCUCGACCUUGGUUCGUAGGGCGCAUGUUGAAGAUUGCGAAGAGGCUUGGGGCCGACUCGUGGUAUCGAAUCAAUGACUUUCUCUUUGAUUGUUUGACGCUUCAGGUCACUGAGCCGAGUACUUAUCUAUGGGAGUCGGAUCUACGGAAGGAGAUUCUUGAUGCGCCGUUGACGAGCUAUGUUAUGCCCUCACUAAUGAAUUAA